AUUGGAGAGGAUUGGAGGGGUCUGAUGUGGAUUUUGACUUGCUGGGGAUUUAAUCCCUGCCAAUGUGCUCCAAACCCUUUGAAACCCAGUGAAACCGAACAAGGCCUGAUGGGAUGGGGAUACCACUCUUCUCCUGACUAGCCAACCACUGAUUGGUUCGUGCGCAUGUGAUGCGUUGGAUGUGUUCUCUUCGUUCUUGGCCACCCCCCUCCAUUUCCUCCCCACAUCAAGGAUCAGUCCUGCCCCAAUCGCUCUCUCUCCAAACACACACCUACUCGUUUUUGCUGUGCCCAAUUAAGUCCCUCCUCUGUUUCUCUGUUCCAUCCUCCCUUCUCAAAGAUUCAAACAAAAGCUUCACAAGGACAAGGAUGAGCUCCUUGAGCUCCAUUGCCGUCUCAAGAAGUAUAGGAGACGGUACACGAAGCCACAUGUUGUGACUUGUGAUCCCUCACGACACCGCCAUUGGUGACUGGUGAUCCUAAGCACCCCACAUUCUCUUCUUCCACCUUGUCUUUAGAUCGGGUCCGGCGGGAGCCGUGAGCCACCACACCAUGCAUGCUGCCAUCAACUACGCAGCCCUGUCGCCCCUGCAGCUCCCGCUCCCCUACCUGCCACCCCCACUGCCGCCAUUACUGCCGCUGCUGUCGCCGCCGCCUCCGGCGACCGUCGAUGCAGGCUUUCAGAGCAGGAUCAGCCCCAAGAUCCUUCUCAUCGUCUUGAUCUUGGCCGUGAUCUUCUUUGUCUCCGGCCUCCUCCACUUGCUCGUCUGGUUGUUGUUCCGCCCGACGCCGCGUGACCCUGGCGACGCCGGGAGCAGCGCCGCGAACGCGACCGCCUUCCACGGGCAGCUUCAGCAGCUGUUCCAUCUCCAUGACGCCGGCGUCGACCAGUCUUUCAUCGACGCGCUGCCGGUAUUUCUCUACGGCGCGGUCGUGGGCGCUGGAGGGAAGGACCCCUUCGAUUGUGCGGUCUGCUUGUGUGAGUUCGCCGACGACGACCGCCUCCGCCUGCUCCCCAAGUGCAGCCACGCCUUCCACGUCGAAUGCAUCGACACGUGGCUUCUAUCGCACUCUACGUGCCCGCUCUGCCGCUGCAGCCUCCUGGCCGACUUCUCGCCGUGCGGCGGGGGCUGCAGCUCGCUGGUGUUUGUGCUCGAGUCUGGCUCGGAGGGCUCCGUCUCCGGCCGCGUCGACCGGCCGCCCCCUGCUCACCUCAGCCUGGUCAUGGAGCAAGACGAAGGAUGUGAAAGUCAGACGCACUCAGAUGUCAAGGAGAAGGACGAGGUAGUCGUCCCCGUGAAGCUCGGCAAGUUCAGGAGCCAGGCGACGGAAGGAGGCGCGGGAUGCAGCUCCAACCCCGACCAAGAUGUGAGGCGGUGCUACUCCAUGGGGACCUAUGAGUACGUCAUGGACCAGAGCUCCCUGCUCCGUGUAUCCGUGAAGCCGCCGGCGGCCAUGCUGUCGAAGCCCACGAUGGACAAGAAAGAGAGCUUUUCCAUCUCCAAGAUAUGGAUGCGGGGUGGGCUGCGGAGGAAGGACGGCAGCGCGGCCCCGUCAGGCUCGUCGUCGCGCCGCGCGUCGUCGUUCCGGCUGCCCUCGGCGCUCCAGCGCGCGGCGAGCGACAUCGGGGCGCCGAAGCGGCGGGCGGACGUGGUGAGCCCCGUCACCGAGUCCGAGUACAACGUGUCGGCGUGGGACAAGAGCGGGAGCGGCAGCGUCGUGGAUUGGGACGUGGAAUCCGGCACGGCCGCCGGCGGGCUGAGGUCGAGGGCGGACGAGGCGCCUUCGUUCGCGAGGCGGACGCUGCUGUGGAUCAGAGGCCACCAGUGAGAAGAGAAGGUCGCAGAGUUCUUUGCUCCCCUGCUCCGAGCUGGGAUGGAUCCAGAUUAUCAGCGCGCUGGUUUGCUCUUUUUCUGUUCGAUCCGUGAGAUUUGAACCAUUUUGCGUGGGUGGAAUGCAGGGUUAAUGGUUUUACAGCUCAGAGUUUUUGAGAUGUCUCUGCAUCCGCAGAGCGUUCCUUUCACUAUCGUGUGUUAAUGUGCAUUGCUUCGACUA
Messenger RNA from Triticum dicoccoides, 2054 nucleotides. RefSeq names its product RING-H2 finger protein ATL13-like. The coding region runs from base 552 to 1829 and encodes 425 amino acids. The record is from RefSeq and is a predicted model, not a curated record. NCBI's taxonomy places the organism in Eukaryota, Viridiplantae, Streptophyta, Magnoliopsida, Poales, Poaceae. The transcript has a single exon.